CCGCUCUUACCGUCGUCACGUGACCAAACCCGGUAGUCCGGCGAACACGCUGCGCCAAGAGAACGAAGACUUGUCUGUUUUGGUCUUUUUAUGGUUUCUUUUUAGUUUCUGGCUCGACUGAUGUCCCUCAUGUCAAUGACCGAGUGUCUACCUGGUCAGUUUGAUGACGCAAAGGAGGACAGCAGCCAAGCAGAAGCACUGUCUGUCCUUCACCAGAUCAGGGACAUCACCCUGCAGCCUUCAUCAUACCAGGAGGAGGAGGAGGAGGAGGGGGAGGAUGAUGAUGAUGAUGAUGAUGGAGGAGAGUGGGCGUGGUGUUCAUCAGGAGGGAAUCUGACAAAGAGAUACAAUAGGACAAGUCUGAACUGUCAGUCCAACAGACAAAAUUUGUCCUGUCACUCCUCAACUCCCACUGAUAAAGCUCUGAGGAAGUAUGAACACAAGAUAAACCUGGACAAACUAAACUACGCUGACUCAGUCAUCAACAAAGUGAAGACGAUGCAGAAGCAGAAAGAUUCAGACACGUACAGAGUGAGGGACAAAUCAGACCGAGCCACAGUUGAGCAGGUUUUAGAUCCUCGGACCCGAAUGAUCCUGUUUAAGAUGCUGAGUCGAGGAGUAAUCAGUGAAAUAAAUGGCUGCAUCAGCACAGGGAAGGAGGCCAAUGUUUACCACGCCAGCACCUCAGCAGGAGACAGCAGAGCUAUCAAAAUCUACAAGACCUCAAUCCUGUUGUUCAAAGACCGUGACAAAUACGUCAGUGGAGAGUUCAGGUUCCGGCACGGUUACUGCAAAGGAAAUCCCAGGAAGAUGGUGAGAACCUGGGCAGAAAAGGAGAUGAGGAACCUUAUCAGGCUGCAGACGGCAGGAAUUCCAAGUCCAGAACCGCUGCUGCUUAGAAGUCAUGUUCUACUGAUGGGCUUUAUUGGAAAAGACAACAUGCCAGCGCCGCUGCUGAAGAACACGUCACUGUCUGAGUUAAAGGCCCGUGAGCUCUACCUGCAGGUUGUACAGAACAUGAGGAAAAUGUUUCACGGUGCCCGACUCGUACACGCUGACCUCAGCGAGUAUAACAUACUGUACCACAACGGAGACGCUUACAUCAUUGAUGUGUCUCAGUCGGUGGAACACGACCAUCCUCAUGCUCUGGAGUUCCUCAGGAAGGACUGUAGCAACAUCAACGAGUUCUUUGUGAAGCACGGUGUGGCUGCCAUGACCGUUCGAGAGUUGUUUGACUUCAUCACUGAUCCAUCGAUUACCUGCAACAACAUGGAUCAGUACCUUGAGAAGGCGAUGGUGAUCGCAGCUCAGCGCACAUCAGAGCAACGAUCAAAUCAGGACAGAGUGGACGAAGAGGUGUUUAAAAAGGCUUACAUUCCUCGCACGCUAACAGAGGUGAGCCACUACGAGCGGGACAUUGACUUGAUGAGGUUGAAGGAGGAAGAGUCUGUGAUUGGUGGACAAAGUGACAACAUCCUUUAUCAGACGCUGACGGGACUGAAGAAGGAUCUUUCAGGAGUUCAGACGGUUCCUGGUCUCCUAGAGGAUGACCAGCCUUCAUCAGAGGAGGCUGAUGAUGAUGAUGACAAGGGGGAUGAAGAGCAGGUAGCUGACCAAGAGCAGAGUGAGGACUCCUUGAUGGACAAAAAGGAGAAGAAAAAGAUGGUAAAGGAAGCUCAGAGAGAAAAACGAAAAUGUAAAGUCCCCAAACAUGUGAAGAAAAGAAAGGACAAGUUGGCCAAGAUGAAGAAGGGCAGAUGAGGAUUUGUGUGUCGCAGCCCAACUCAAAACCAAUAUUUGCUUCAGCAGCAGCUGUUUCACAGUCAGGACAGGAGACGUCGCCUGGCUACGAACUUCAGCUGCUGAUGAAACAUUUAACUUGAUGCUUCUUUCAUAUUCUCAUAGACGCUGGCUUCUCAGAGAACCUGUGAUGCUAGUUUGACACAAACUUGAAGAUUACUAAAAUCUUUCCAUCCAACAUACUGUUCAUUUAACUUUUUCAUCUUUAGGUUUGAAUUAUUAGCUGCAGGCCCUUUUCUGUAAACUGCAUCUCAAGUGUUUGUCAGUACAACAAAAAGGCAAAGAAAUUACUAUUAUGUA
This is a messenger RNA of Betta splendens (Siamese fighting fish), 2100 nucleotides long. RefSeq names its product RIO kinase 1 (yeast) (gene riok1). The transcript is spliced from 17 exons. Gene Ontology annotation, cellular component: preribosome, small subunit precursor; cytosol. NCBI's taxonomy places the organism in Eukaryota, Metazoa, Chordata, Actinopteri, Anabantiformes, Osphronemidae. Gene Ontology annotation, molecular function: ATP binding; protein serine/threonine kinase activity. The coding region runs from base 121 to 1761 and encodes 546 amino acids. The record is from RefSeq and is a predicted model, not a curated record. Gene Ontology annotation, biological process: maturation of SSU-rRNA.